AUGGCCAUCUCCGACAAGACCUCCGACAACAGCAAGACCCAGCAGGAGUUCACCAAGCUGCAGGAUCAGCUCCGGAACGGCGCCACCGAGGCGGCCGGCUACCUCGACUCGCUCAAGAGCAAGUUCACCGACUACGACAACUCGCACAAGUCCUCCAAUGAGACGGCCACGUCCUACUUCCAGGCCGCCAUGGACCGCGCCAGGGAGUCCGUGGACCAGCUCAAGAGGACAGGGGAGGACAUCCGCACGCAGGGCAACAACGCCUCGGACUCCGCCGUCGACUUGGCCAAGCGCUCGAUGGACCAGGCCGGAUCGGCCCUUGACGACCUCGGCAAGUCCGCGCAGGACUACGACCGGCGCCUGCGUGACUCCAUCAACUCGAGCGUGGACGACGCCAAGGACAACGGCUCGCAGACGCUUUCGUCCUGGCAGGACUCGAUCUCGUCGCUCGUCAACUCGACGCGAGAGGCCACGUUCCACGGCUUCGAGGCGCUGCAGAACCAGAUCACGGCGACGCAGAAGGCCAUGGCGGACCAGGCGCAGUCGGCGCAGACGGCCGCGUCGAACGCUGCCAGCGGCCUGGCCAACAAGGCCUCGGACGCGUCGGACAAGCUCAAACCCACGGACACGAAGACGAACGACCAGGACGGCCCAACGCUGAUGGAGCGUGCGACGGGGGUCGUGUCCUCGUCGCUCGACUACGUGACCAGCGCGUUCCAAGGCUCGUCAGCGGAAGACGCGAACCAGAAGACGUCGGGCACCAAGAGCUCGUAG
Phytophthora sojae is the source of this 774-nucleotide messenger RNA. RefSeq lists its product as hypothetical. Lineage: Eukaryota; Oomycota; Peronosporomycetes; Peronosporales; Peronosporaceae. Bases 1 to 774 code for a protein of 257 amino acids. The record is from RefSeq and is a predicted model, not a curated record. The transcript has a single exon.